Molecule: messenger RNA, 2961 nt
Organism: Leguminivora glycinivorella
Lineage: Eukaryota; Metazoa; Arthropoda; Insecta; Lepidoptera; Tortricidae
Product: ras-related and estrogen-regulated growth inhibitor-like protein
Exons: 7
Coding region: 262-969 (235 amino acids)
Molecular function (GO): GTP binding; GTPase activity
Source: RefSeq, a predicted model, not a curated record
GGCUGCGCGGCGCCCAGUCGCCCGCCGUCGCUCGCCAGCGCCCCGUAUCGGAGUUUGCGCUUUGACAGCUUUCUAGCAUUUCUAUCACACUUUCACAAAAUCCUUUAGCAAAGACUGAACAUUGUGUAGAUCGGGAUAAAUCGGUGUGUUUAGUGGAUCGGUUGAGACUGUUUGCUGUGAUUCGCCGGUGGUUAGCCGACCUGUAGCUGCCCAGGCUCGUUUGCCAUUGUUCACGCCGCCAGUUAUAAAACAAUUCCAAAAAUGAAGGACGAACGUGCGAGUCCCCCGCGCGUGCGCGUCGCAGUUCUUGGCAGCUCACGUGUGGGAAAAUCAGCUCUUAUUGUAAGAUACUUAACAAGGCGAUACAUAGGAGAAUAUCAUUCAAAUACAGAUUUAUUAUACAGACAGACAGUUCAAAUAAACAGCAGUCCUGUGGAAUUAGAAGUAAUAGAUGUCUCGGGCUCAAACUCGGACAAAUUUCCAGCAGAGCAGAUCCAAUGGGCCGACGCUUGCCUAGUCGUGUACUCAGUGACAGACAGGAGCAGCUUCGAGUACGCCACGGAAGUCCUGAAAGCCCUGAGGAGAGCCCCGGCCACUGCGAGCCCUGCUCACGGCCCCGCCGGUGCUACCACACCCAUGCCCUUAGCCCUGCUGGGAAAUAAAACGGACUUGGACCAUUUGAGACAGGUAACGACCCAAGAUGGCCAAAGCAUAAGCUCAGCUCACAACGCGUCGUUCAGCGAGGCAAGCGUGGCCGACAACUCGGGCGACCUGUACCGCUGCGUAGACCGCCUGCUGGCUGAAGUGCGCACGCCGCUGCGUACACGCAAGUUCUCCGUUACCAAGAUGCUGGGCUCUCUUAUAGGUGGCGCGACGAACAACAGCCAAGCGAGCCGCAGCGGGUCGAUGGUGGCGUGCCCGCGCGUGCCCACGCCGGCGCGGCCGCCGCUGGCCGCCGCGGCGCCCUGACCGGCCGCCGCGCCCGCGCACCGCGCGCGUUGAUGCCUCGCCGGCGCGGGCGCCAUGUGGCUCGCCUGCCUGCCCGUGCCCACCCGCUUCGCCGCCGCCGCCGCGCCGCUCUCAGCUACCAUGUGAUUUGCUACUCGUUACCGUACACUCGGCCUAAUUCAUGUACAUUUUAAUGAACUGUAUAUAAUCUUCUUGUAUAGAUCUGAUUUUAAAGAAGUGUAAGUUUGUGAGAUUAUGUGCCGACUGAUUAACAACUUGGACCUACUGUUUUAGAAUAAAGAGGUGGGCACCUUUUUGCAAACAUGGUGCUGAUCUCUACCCUGUUGAUGAAGCAGAUGACAACCAGAAGAAAUUUUCAUUUUCAUUCAUUUCAUUUCAUCUGAGAUAUUAUAAUCUCGAAUACAUGUAGUAUCUAAUGAAAAGCGUGGAUUUUGGUGUUAUCCAUCUGCGUAGCACUGCUGUAAGAGGUUAGAGCACAAGAAGGUACAGCUAUUGUACCUAUAAGCUGUCUCACCAAACCAAAGAUGGUAAUGACUAGUCUUAUAAAUAUGUAAGUUAUGAAAUUGUAAAUAAACUUGUUAUAGUUAUAGAUAAAAGUUUAAGAUAACCGACAGUUAGGUAGAUAGAGGAUAUAAGAUUUUUUUUUGCAAGAGAUGACACCGAGUGCAAUCAAUAAAGAAGCCAGCAUGAUUCGUGUAUUUGUCGAAAAUUGUUGGGUAUUUUAUUGAUGGUGAUAAACUGUAUCAUGGGCCUAAUAUUGAGUACCUAUUUGUAAUGUUUACAAUUCAUAUUUGUGCGGGAAACGAAGCGAGUUAUGAAAUUCGUGAUGGAUGUUAACUAUAGUUGUUACAAUUAACGACUUAUAUUGUUAUUUAUAUUGAAAUAAGACAAUAACACCCAUUCUUACAAGAAAGUUUCAAGAAUAUAUGUUUCUCUUUUAAGCAUAUAGGUAUCCAUUUUCAUAAUAUAAUAACUUCUUCGUACUUCGUAUCCAAUAUGAUCUAUUAUUACAAAUAAUGGAUUUAAAAGAGUUUAUAGUUUAUCCGUGUUUACGACGCAACUGUCUAAAUGUCUAUAUUAUAUCCCAAAUAAUAAACCAAAGUAGGUACUUACUAGUAUUAUGUAAUGCUCUUAAUAGAUUUUUCAAUACUUUCUGAUCUAAACCUAAGCUUACUCCUUGUAAAGCUACUACUUACUAAUAGAAACAAUGAACCUAGCUUUAACCUGAUGAUCCAACAUGAUAUUUAUUAUACUGUUUACAAAUAAUGAUGUAUUGACAAAUAUCUCGUAUCUCGAUGUCUAUACUUGCUAUAUAAAAAAUACAAGGGUACGAAACUGGAAUCUAGUGAGAAAUUGAUUUUGAUAGAUUAGAUAGGGCUAAGAUCUGUGCCAAAAAUGAUAAAUUUGGAUACCUACUAGGAGAACAAGUGUGAUAUGUACACUAAGUGCUGUUUAGAAAAGGAUGUUAUGAAUCGUGUGUAGGUAGCCUAAACUACUUAUGACUUUAUCUAGAUGUACUCGAAAUAAUGGCCUAAAUGAAUUUUAGUAGGUACUUGUACUCUUUCUUACCAGUUUUCUACUUUUGCACAGUAUUAUUAUGCUAUGUAAUACGUAAGUCUCAAAUUACUUUCUCUGUAUAAAUAAACUUUAAAUGUCAAACUGUCUCUAAUAAAUACAUGCUUAAUCUAAUCACUACAUGUUGAUGUUGUUGGUAAACUACAGUGUUAAAAGUAAUAGUUCUUGUUAAACCAUACAAUAGUUUUGCCGAAGGAAUAAGAAAGUAAAUGCUAAUAAUGGUUACAAACAUGGUUUAUCCCUAUGGUAUAUGGGGCAUAGAAAUUUAGAAUUUCAGACAACCCCAUAUCUGUCCAAAAAAUAUUCAUGAAUGAAUAAGAUUCAAGUUAUACUUUUUAAAUAAUUAUAUUUCUUAACAAAAUACCAAAAACAAUGACAACCUUGAGUUUAGUUUGAUCUCUUUGAUUGUUCCUAAGU